AUGAGACUCAUCAAUGCUAUUUCCAGCCUGCUAUUCUUGCAGCCUCUCGGAGCUCUGGCUUGCGAUGGAUACCUCCAUUGCCACUGCUAUAACUCCGAUGGCAAGCCCAACGACGUCGCGACGAAAGCUGUUUGCGAUCGGUACUCGACUUCAAACGCGAACAUGAUCGAAUCCAACCCGUGGUCUGAUGGCGCAAAGGAGUGCAAAUACGUGGGUCCAGAGGGAGCAUGGAGGGGGGCUGGAAAGACAAGGGGCUGGCAUGCGUAUGCUUUCAGCAACUGUGACUGGCGUGUGAUGUGUCAGAAUGCUGGUGCAACUGGCUCAGAUUCCAGUUGCAGAGAUAAGCCGCCCCUGGGAGGCAAAUCUUCCCCCAAGGGAACGCUUGAUGUCCCACACAACUGA
This is a messenger RNA of Colletotrichum truncatum, 402 nucleotides long. RefSeq lists its product as uncharacterized. NCBI's taxonomy places the organism in Eukaryota, Fungi, Ascomycota, Sordariomycetes, Glomerellales, Glomerellaceae. The record is from RefSeq and is a predicted model, not a curated record.